AUGGCAACUACCGUUCUGGCAAGCAGCAUGUCACUGUCACUGUCUCUGGUGGAUCCCGCCUGUUUUGCGCUAGACAUGAAGGCUGAAGAGGAGUUGUGGAUUUACCAACCCGCCUCUCCGGGAACAUCUGCUCAACAAGCGGCCAAAAUCGGAGCAGCGGGCGUCGGUCUUUAUUCAGUACUUACCUUGGGCACAGUACCAGGUAUUGAACACUUGAGGGAUCGCUCGGAUGCGGUGGUGUACGAAGUAGGUACGGUCAAGUCCCUCGGUCGAAGGAGGUUCGAGCUUCCCCACUUGGCUACCUAUACCUUAUCACAGCCCAACAUUAUCGAUAAGAUGAGCAACUGGAAGCGUGAGUCGAUAAGAACGAGAGACGGCGGCCGGGUGGAGUCUUCCCAAGUGGUGAGGUUUCCAUUGGCGCCGGCACGGGUGGGUGUGGAUGAUCACCUCAUUCGGCCUCCAUCAGAUGUGACCCCUCUUCCUCCAACGGUUGUGCGGCAGACGGAAAGAGAAGGGGUCCCCACCUUCAUUCAUGUCAGGUUAUUGUUCGGCAACUUUGGAGUUUGCGGGGAUCGAGGCCGUCACAAGUAUCUUGCAACAGCAUCCAAGGUCAUUGUUGAAGCAUAUCGAUCGUUAUCUGUGGACCAAAACGCCGCGCAGCUUUCGCUCGGUUUCGGUGAGGAAGUAGUGGGGAGCGUCAGAUGGUCCGUCGGGCUGUUAGCUGCUGACUACCAGAGACCGGCGCCGACUUAG
Messenger RNA from Colletotrichum lupini, 753 nucleotides. RefSeq lists its product as uncharacterized. Bases 1 to 753 code for a protein of 250 amino acids. Lineage: Eukaryota; Fungi; Ascomycota; Sordariomycetes; Glomerellales; Glomerellaceae. The record is from RefSeq and is a predicted model, not a curated record. The transcript has 5 exons.